This is a messenger RNA of Vitrella brassicaformis, 5103 nucleotides long. The record is from the annotation of a GenBank genome assembly. Lineage: Eukaryota; Vitrellaceae.
GGGCGCCUGGCCAUGUCCCUUAUCGUCGUCUUUGCAGUGUUAUGUAAGGAAAGGAAAUAUGAGCAUUGUCAUCUCACCUGCAAUGAGUUGGCCUUCUCCCUCACAGGUCUCCCGCCGUGGCGCUGCGCUGCUCUUCCAAGGUCCAGCGUGACGAAGGAUGCAACGUUCCUGCCUCAGAGCUCGGGCGCCCUCGGCGGCCAAUCGCCCAACUCGUCUCUGUCACAGCCGCAGCAGCUGCUUUGCAAUGACGACCAAGGACACUGCAGCGUGUUGCAAACCGCACAGCGCAGCACUUGGGCCACAGAGGCACCACCCCCACACAGCGAGAGGGAAUGGGCACGUUCCGGCGUGCAUGCAGAGGAGCCUCCUUCAGAAGAUGAGGGAGAACGGCAGGAACACAAGCCAGAACACAACCCGAGACACGGGCGGCAACACGUCAAGGAUGCGGCCAAAAAGAUCUUGGGGCCUUAUAAGCAAGAGAAACCUUCAGAGGCUUUGCACGAAGGUCCGGCCCUGAAAGUGACCGAGAAGGAGCACGACAAAAAGCACGAGGCCCAUACGGAGCAGGAAGUCACACACAUUGAAGACCACGAGGCCCACGAGCACGGGAGACCAGCGACAGUCGAUGCAUGCUUCCUGGUAUUCCUGCACCUCUUCUCGGCCGUCAUUGAGUGGGCAAACUCCAAGGUGCCCUUCAUCCAGCUGCCGGUGUCGGUCGUACUCUUCCUUAUCGGUAAGACGCCACGGCACAUCACACCUGCCUGUCUCUUGUUUGGAUUCCUGUCUGACUGCUUACUUAUCUACAUCGUUCAGGCCUGCUCUUCGCAGCGUGGUGCCACGCUGGCGGUGAGGCACCCAAGUACGAUCCCGGCUGGUGGCUGGGUGCGGAGGCCCUCUACACCGUUCGGCGGACGCUUCACUACUCGACACAUAUCUCACCACACCUCAUCUUCUACGUUUUCCUGCCCCUAAUCCUAUACGAGAGCGCUUCAUGCGCACAAUGGUGAGACAGCCAUUGGUCCCGAUACAGGCUAAUAGACGAUACCUCUGUGUCUCAUCAGGUUCAUAUUUCGCAAGCAGCUGGCCACUUCGUGUCUCCUCGCCUUCCCCGGGGUGAUCCUCAACAUCCUCAUCUGUGGGCUCUUCCUCGUUUUCUGCAUCGGCGGUCCCUAUCGGGAGAAUGUCUUCGGUACAUACGGACCCACAGUCACCGGAUCCAUUCAUCCAUGACAGAAACUUUUCUUCUCUUCUCGUCUCAGGUGCGUUUCAACUGUCUUCAGUGGCCUCUGCCACUGACCCAGUUGCGGUUGUUGCCAUGCUGGGAUCGCUCGGAGCACCCAAAGUGAGCCGAGAUCACAGAGGGCUGGGACGGUGAUACAGUGUUUGCGAAUGAGUGCAGAAACUGUCUUCGCUCAUCGAGGGGGAGUCGCUUCUCAAUGAUGGAUCGGCAGCAGGUAGCGCUAACAAAGGAGGGAAAUGUCAGAUGAACUGAGAUGCAGCAGUAUGUCCUCAUAUAUCCAGUAUUCUUCCUCCUGCUCAAGGACUUCGCCUCUGGUGGAAAACCCCCUACACCGUUGAACAUCAUCAUAACGACCCUCCAGCUGGCGGUAUCCGGCGAUUUCGAUGAAGGCCAUCGUCACAAGGCAGCAGUGACUGAACAGUGAUCGGGUCAACAUGUGUGUGUGUCAGAUCGGGGGACCUCUCUUCGGUGUCGUAUGGGCGGCCUUCAUCUCCUUCUGGCUCGACAAGAUAUGGAACUGGUGAGCAGUUCACCUGCACUGCACACAAGCACAUCGCAUCACAUGUUUAUGUAUUCCAUUGCCUUGCCCCAGGCCCAACCUGGAGAUCACAGUGACUCUCUUCGGCAUCUAUGGUGGCUACUUCAUUGGAGAGGCGAUCCUUGGCACGUCGGGCAUUCUCACCACGGUCUGCUUCGGGUUGUUCUUUGCUGUCGCUGGGAAGUAUUCGAUGUCUCACGAGACGCAUGAGGCGCACCACCACGUCAUUUCAGCUGUUGCACACGUGGCUGACAGAUCGCUCUUCCUGGUCGCUGGUACGUGAAGACAAACCACACAUACUUCUUCCAUGUCGGUGUCUUAGCCACUGUCUGGACCUCCUGUCUGUCUGUCUGUCUGUCUGUCGGUGCAUGGAUGCACACAGGGAUGAUAUGUCAGCGGAUCAUGCAGGAAGAGGAGCUCGCGGAGUGGGCCAUCAUGGGGGGACUGUACCUCUUCCUUCACUUCGCCAGGUGUGGAUUUGAUCCUUGAGUAGUUACGCAUAGAGACACAGAAGCACAUGACAUGCCCAGUCAUUCCUUUCACCCGCAGAGCGCUGGUCAUCCUGCUCUUCUGGCGUUUCUUGAGCACCUGGGGAUAUGGCCUCAACUGGAAGGAGGCGGUCGUGCUCUGGUGAGAAACCGACACACAGGCAGUGAGUGCAUUAGCAGACAAGUCUCGGUGUACGUGUGUAUGUGUGUAUAUUUGUUUGUACGUAUAUACGGAUGUGUGUGUGUACAUUGUGACUGACACGUAUACGCAGGUGGGGUGGCCUGCGUGGAGCCGUCGGCCUAUCCCUGGCCCUCGAAAUGGAACACAACCCUCUGUUGUCCAAUGGACUCAGAGACGUAAGACACACGCACAAAAGAGCCCUCGCCUCUCAUGGGUGGAACACGAUACUUGUCUAUCACAUGGCAGCCUUCCACGUCGCCGGUGUGGUGCUGCUGACGACAUUCAUCAAUGGUGUGACGGCUGAGUAUGUGUACAAGGCCCUGGACAUCUACCAAAUUAACGCAUUCAAGGUAGACAGAGUUGGAUGGAUGAACCGGACAGACACACAUGGGAAGCAAUUGUAUGUGAUCAUGAAUCCAUCAAUUAGGGCGCCUACCUGCAUAAUCAAUACGAGAUACUGGACCGACUUAUCCUGGACCAUGCGAGAGGUUUCCAGAAGAACUGGUUGUACAGCGGAGUGCGGUUCGUGCGCUUGCUGAAGGUGCUGCCUCAGUUUUCGAGCGUCAUGUUCUCCGCCAGCCUGGUGCCCCACUUCACCAACCCAUCGCCGCUCGAGGCCAUGCAAUCGUGCCCUCUGCAAUUCGUCUUGUUGCGGUCGACACAUGCAUGGCAGACAGGGGGAUUCGUCUCUCUCUGCUGCAUAUAUUCCUUUCUUGUUUGCAGCCGUCGCACGAAAGAUCACCGUCUGUCGACUGAUUCGCAGCUGUUGGAGGAUCUCAAGAAGAAGCGGGCUACCGUCCGCGUGUCUAUGGUCGGCCUGCAGGCCAGCGACAUGACGCAAACCAAAAAGGAACAACAGGUGAAGGCAGCAGAGACCCAACAGCAUCAUAGACACAUAGUUGUGUCUCGUUUCUGAUCAGUUGUGUUACCAGAUGUUGUUGCUGAUGAAGGCUGAGUACGACGAGAUGUACGAGCACCACCUCAUGUCAGAGAGCGCAUAUAUCAUCGCUCUCGAGGGCGUGAACGAGGGACUCGACGUGGCCAACGGCGAGAGACAGCACCAAUAUGCUGCCAAGGUAUUGAUUGGGUGGAUGAGCAGGCGGGACACAGGAGAAGCAACCAAAUCAGUCAGCACUCAUUUCGGUACUUCAUGUGGCCAGACUGGAGUCAAGAAUGUGCGCUUCAAGGCUGUUCAGGCGUUUGAGGAAGAGUGGAAGGUAUGUAUGCAUGUCGUGCGCUCUCUUGCCGGUCGAAUGACCCUAUUCAUUUUGUCCACUGGAUAGGUGAUAUCUGGCUUCGUCAAGGGCCGCGAGAGCGUUAGCGGCGAGGGCAACUUCACCGGCAUGGUCGCAUGGAGUGAGCGGGUCAUCGGGGAGCGCGUUGCCAUGCAUACGGCGCAUUUGCACGGCCUGCGUCCUCUCUCUCUCUCUCUGUGUGUGUGUGUGUGUCUGUGUGUGUGUGUUGGUGUGUGUGUUGGUGUGUUGGUGUGUGCAGGUAUGAUUCAUUUUGGCGACCCCCAGGGCAUGAGCUCCCUGUAUCAGAAGACCAUAUGCAACGUCCAACUGCUAUACGCGUAGGACGUAGACGUCAGCAAACAUGUAUACGUGUGUGUACAGCUAUCUCCCUCGUCCAUUUGUACAGGUACGUCCAGACUCGUGAGCACGUGAUUCACAGUUUUGAGUUGCUGUCCCCCGUCACGCGCGACGUUGCUCGUGACGUGCUGGACCACCUCACCCAGACUGUACGACGUUCCGACACAUUAAUCGAUUCUUGGACGGACACAAAUCGCUGCAUGUGGCUCUGCCUACGCGGUGGGAUAUCAUCAGGUGGAGAAGGCCAAGAAGCUGCUUGAGACAGAGGUCAUGUUCAAGAACCCCAUCGUCUUCUCCCUCGUCUGCAACGUCACGGCGGGUAAGCAACACCUGCAUGGACCCGCGAGCGCGUGUGCUGCAUAUGGAUUAUGUGCCUUCUUUGUUGCUGUCCAUCGCUGCAGCUGAGACGUUGUUGGCGAUGGGUUUGGAGGAGGCCAGGGGCCUGGUCAAAGGCGGCUGGCUCCUCCAGGAGGAAGUCGAACCUAUCGAAGAGGUUCCUCACAAAUGUUCAUUCAUGUCUCCAUUUCUCUCUCUCUCUCUCUGUGUGUGUGUGUGUGUGAUAGAUUUUGUACGCCCACACGUUUGCAGUGCAGCGCCUCCGACCCCACAAGCUGCUCAAGGGACGGUAGGGCACACCUCAACACACGAUAUGCUCUCGGUCGUUUGCUCUUCGUGUCCGUCAGUUCUGUAUUCCACACGAGCAUGUCGCGUGCCGUGCCAAACUUGGUCAAGACGCUGUCGGGGGCCGACGUAAGCACCGACCUCACUGACGAAUACAUGCAGACCGCAGCCAAAAUGGUGAGCAAGAGAGUGAGGCCAGGGGGUGGCUUCCCCACUCUGUGUGCAUGUGCUGUGUUGACCUCUGUGUGUGUCGAUCAGAUCAGGAACAUGUUUGUAGUCAAGUCAAGGAAGCUGCACGAAGAUCUCAAGGCCAAGUACAAGUGGCUGCUUCAGUGAUGAUUCCACUGCAGCAGGCACCAUCAUGAGUCAGAGAAAUCGCUGCGUCGAGUUUUGAUUGCGUGAUGAGAGGAGAGCGGAUGCGAGUUUGGACUGCUAUGAGGAGG